AUGGGUAAUAAGGUCGCUUAUAGACUCCCAUCUAUUAGCCUGCUUUCGUUGGAUUUCCCCCUUCCCGGGUAUCAAACUGCGCAAACCUCUCCCCAGCUUGGCCAGUCCUACUACGUUUCGCAUCCUGCAAAUUUGGGCCCUGGCGCUGCCCCUAUGCCUGGUUCUAAUGCUAUCCAAGCCACAGCUACUCCGGCUUACGCAUACGGAGAUCAAGGAGCUACUCUGAUUCUCAAUUCGCCGUUUGAAGGCUCAUUUUCCUCCAAUAGUGGCCGCGGAUCACCCUCCGGUAGCGUUGUUCCCAAGAUGGCCGUCGCUGCUCCUCAUCAAAUCAACGAGGCUGCCAUUGAAUUCAACAACAGAUCAGGAAUUCCUUCAAUUGCAGCCAUUACUGCAGCUCCCGCUUUGUCUAGUGCGCAGUCGUCUGCUGUAUCUUCGCCCCCUGGAUACCAAUACGUGUCUGUUGCUCCUCAACAGCAAUGGCCUAGACAUUCCUCAGAAUACAUCAUCUCAUAUAACAGUCCUCAAGGGCUGUCUCCAUCUACCUCGAUAGUGCUGUCGGCUGGCUCCACCGCGCCCGAGUCCCAUGCCAUCUCAUCUAAGGAUUCCAAUAUCGUCGCUACUGCUCCUCUGGAUACACAAAACACUGUUUCGUCCCAGUCUCCAUCUACCUUGGAACAACACCUAGAUACCAGUCCUGAGGCUGAACCUCCAGUAGGAAAGCCCAGCCCUAGUUCAGGCCGGGUUCUGAAGCCUACCAGUAGCGAAUCGCUGAAACGGAAAAAGAGACAAUGCCCCGAGUGCCAUUUAUUCUUCUCUAACUUGGCCACUCAUAAAUCCACUCACCUUAAUCCUACGGCACGUCCUCAUGUUUGUAAGAUCUGUGGUCGUGGUUUCAGUAGACCUAACGAUUUAUUCCGCCACUUCAAAUGUCAUUGGAAAAAAAUAGGCGCUGACGGUGGCCAAUUCAAGUGCCCUUUCAAAAACGGACCUCGCGGUUCUCACUGCUGCCACUUGCUGGGUAUCUUCUCCCGGUGUGACACAUACAAGAAUCACUUGAAAGCGAUCCACUUCCAAUACCCAAGCGGUACUCGGAAAAGUGAGAGAAGCUUCGUUCCCGGAUGUUGCAGACUCUGUAAAAAGGAAUUCUCAAAUGUUGAUGAUUGGUAUUCUACACAUGUCGACAACGGUGAAUGCUCCUACAUCGGCAAAAGCACGUAA
Messenger RNA from Australozyma saopauloensis, 1218 nucleotides. RefSeq names its product Stp4p (gene STP4). The coding region runs from base 1 to 1218 and encodes 405 amino acids. NCBI's taxonomy places the organism in Eukaryota, Fungi, Ascomycota, Pichiomycetes, Serinales, Metschnikowiaceae. The transcript has a single exon. Gene Ontology annotation, cellular component: nucleus. Gene Ontology annotation, molecular function: RNA polymerase II cis-regulatory region sequence-specific DNA binding; DNA-binding transcription factor activity, RNA polymerase II-specific. Gene Ontology annotation, biological process: regulation of transcription by RNA polymerase II. The record is from RefSeq and is a predicted model, not a curated record.